This is a messenger RNA of Durio zibethinus, 1680 nucleotides long. RefSeq names its product receptor-like cytosolic serine/threonine-protein kinase RBK2. Gene Ontology annotation, molecular function: ATP binding; protein kinase activity. The record is from RefSeq and is a predicted model, not a curated record. Lineage: Eukaryota; Viridiplantae; Streptophyta; Magnoliopsida; Malvales; Malvaceae. Gene Ontology annotation, biological process: protein phosphorylation.
AUUCGUCGGCUUCUCUUUUGGCUUAUCAGGUCUCCCUGGUUAAGUUUGAUCACCUUAAAAAAGCCAUGGGGGAUGCAAAAGAACCUUCUGCUCAUUCAUGUGGUGAACCAUCCAUUGACAGCAAAACUUCCAAUAAAACUGCCACCGAUAAGAGGAAAUGGGAGCCAUUUCGCCAUAUGAGGAGAAAACAUCGAGCUUGUUUCUCCGAUCCAAUUACAUCUCUUGAAUUGACAUCAUUAAGCACUGAAGUCGAGGGAAUCGACAUGUCAUCUGCAAAAGCUGGUCACGAGGAUUGUUCAACAAGUACCAUAGAUUGUUUAGAACCAAGUGUAGAAUCUAUAGAAUCUGCAGAAUCUGAGAUAAUUUCUUCGAAGGCCAGCAGCUUAUCAGACACUGAACAUCAACCAAAUUUAGCUACUAUUGUUCACUGGCGUAGCUUCAUUCGCUUACUGAAAAAAGGACCUGGAAUCCCCUCUCAAAGCUUACCUCCUCUAAAACCUAAGCUCACUAGGAAAAAGAGCAAAAGAAUUAGAGAUGAAAUGGUUCCACAACUAUGUUCAGUUCUUGAUGCUGAAUUAUGCUGUUUUAAAUCUACCUGGAAGAACUUCUCUCUCUCAGAGCUUCAAGAAGCAACGAACAACUUCAGCCAUGAAAAUUUGAUAGGUGAAGGAGGGUAUGCAGAAGUUUACAAAGGGCAACUGAAAAGUGGAAAGUUUGUUGCAAUUAAGAGGCUAACCCGAGGCUCACCAGAAGAAAUGACAAUGGAUUUCUUGUCUGAGCUUGGAAUUAUAGUUCAUGUUGACCAUCCCAACAUUGCUAAAGUGAUUGGGUAUGGGGUUGAAGGAGGGAUGCACCUUGUUCUUCAAUUAUCUCCCCAUGGAAGCCUGGCAUCAUUACUUUAUGGCCCCAAGGAGAAGCUGAAUUGGGGCAUCAGAUUCAAGAUUGCUGUAGGGGCCGCCGAAGGCCUUAGCUAUCUUCAUGAAGGUUGCCAGAGGAGAAUUAUCCAUAAAGAUAUCAAGGCUUCAAACAUAUUGCUUACAGAGAACUUUGAUGCUCAGAUUUCUGAUUUUGGGCUUGCAAAGUGGCUACCUGAUCAAUGGACUCAUCAUAUCGUCUCUAAAGUGGAAGGCACAUUUGGUUACCUUCCUCCUGAGUUCUUCAUGCAUGGCAUAGUCGAUGAAAAGACAGACGUCUAUGCUUUCGGGGUACUUCUGUUGGAGCUCAUCACCGGAAGGCAAGCUGUAGAUAGUUCACAGCAAAGCCUGGUUAUGUGGGCAAAACCUUUGAUCAAAGAAAAUAAGAUCGAAGAACUUGUUGAUCCAACUCUAGGGGAUGCCUAUGACUCGGACCAGAUGAAACGUGUUACUGCAACAGCUUCUAUUUGUAUACAUCAGUCUGCAGUGAAUCGACCUCAAAUGAGCCAGGUUGUAAACAUUCUGAAGGGUGAUCUUAACUGCCUGGAGACGCUGAUGCAACGCGAAAAUUCUGUACUUGAGAGAACUUACUCAGAGGAGAUCUAUGAUGCAGAUGACUACAACUCAACUAAGUUUUUAAAUGAUCUGAAUAGUCAGAUGGAGAUUCUUUUAAGACAGUCUGAGGAUGCUUAAACUUUGUUUGUCACAUUGACAAAGUUUCAUAGUCCUUUUUUUUAGUCUGAUUCUUCUUCAAUGAAGCUCGUAA